Messenger RNA from Dipodomys ordii (Ord's kangaroo rat), 4103 nucleotides. RefSeq names its product sema domain, seven thrombospondin repeats (type 1 and type 1-like), transmembrane domain (TM) and short cytoplasmic domain, (semaphorin) 5A (gene Sema5a). Gene Ontology annotation, biological process: axon extension; semaphorin-plexin signaling pathway; axon guidance. The coding region runs from base 91 to 3315 and encodes 1074 amino acids. The transcript is spliced from 21 exons. Lineage: Eukaryota; Metazoa; Chordata; Mammalia; Rodentia; Heteromyidae. Gene Ontology annotation, molecular function: semaphorin receptor binding; chemorepellent activity. The record is from RefSeq and is a predicted model, not a curated record.
CCUCUGUGUGUUUUAGGUACUUUUCACACAUGAGGAGAAGACGAGCUUCUUAAACCAGGAGCACCCAGCAUCAGAGACCCCUUGUCCACCAUGAGGGGAGCCUGCAUCAUCACAUGGCUAUUCUCAAGCCUGGGGCUAUGGAGACUCGUACAGCCAGAGGCCCAGGAUGCUGCUCAUUGCCAGAGAGCUGAGCACCCGGUCAUUUCUUACAAAGAAAUCGGCCCCUGGUUACGGGAGUUCAGAGCGAAGAAUGCUGUGGAUUUCUCACGGUUAACCUUCGACCCAGGACAGAAAGAACUUGUGGUAGGAGCAAGAAACUACCUCUUCAGAUUACUACUUGAGGAUCUCUCUCUCAUCCAGGCUGUGGAGUGGGGAUGUGACGAAGCUACCCAGAAGGCCUGUUACAGCAAGGGAAAGUCAAAGGAGGAAUGUCAGAACUAUAUCCGCGUGCUUUUGGUGGGGGGUGAGCGGCUGUUCACCUGCGGGACCAAUGCCUUCACACCUGUCUGCACCAACCGCUCGUUGAGUAACCUGACCGAGAUCCAUGAUCAGAUCAGCGGCAUGGCCCGCUGUCCCUACAGUCCCCAGCACAAUUCCACCGCCCUGCUCACAGCCAGUGGGGAGCUCUAUGCUGCUACCGCCAUGGACUUCCCUGGUCGUGAUCCCGCCAUUUACCGGAGCCUGGGCGCUCUGCCUCCACUCCGCACCGCCCAGUACAACUCCAAGUGGCUCAAUGAGCCAAACUUCGUGUCCUCUUAUGAUAUCGGAAAUUUCACCUACUUCUUUUUCCGAGAAAAUGCUGUGGAGCAUGACUGUGGGAAGACCGUGUUCUCCAGAGCUGCCCGCGUCUGCAAGAACGACAUUGGAGGCCGGUUCCUGCUGGAAGACACCUGGACCACAUUCAUGAAGGCCCGCCUGAACUGCUCCCGGCCUGGAGAGGUGCCCUUCUACUACAACGAACUGCAGAGCACCUUCUUCCUGCCCGAGUUGGAUCUGAUCUACGGCAUCUUCACCACCAAUGUGAACAGCAUCGCUGCCUCUGCUGUGUGUGUCUUCAACCUGAGUGCCAUCUCUCAGGCCUUCAAUGGGCCCUUCAAGUACCAGGAGAACUCGCGCUCGGCCUGGCUGCCUUAUCCCAAUCCCAACCCCAACUUCCAGUGUGGCACCGUGGACCAGGGCCUGUACGUGAACUUGACAGAAAGAAACCUACAGGAUGCUCAGAAAUUCCUUCUGAUGCACGAGGUGGUGCAGCCAGUGACGCCAGUGCCCGCCUUUAUGGAAGACAACAGCCGCUUCUCCCACGUGGCCGUGGACGUGGUGCAGGGCAGAGACACCCUUGUCCACAUCAUCUAUCUGGCCACAGAUUACGGAACCAUUAAGAAAGUUCGGGCACCCCUGAAUCAGACCACGGGCAGCUGUGUGCUGGAGGAGAUUGAGCUCUUCCCAGAGCGGAGGAGGGAGCCCAUCAGAAGCCUGAAGAUCCUCCACAGCCAGAGCGUCCUGUUCGUGGGGCUGCAGGAGCACCUGGCCAAGAUUCCCCUGAAGAGAUGCCAGUUCCACCGCACGCGCAGCACCUGCAUGGGAGCCCAGGACCCUUACUGUGGCUGGGACUCGGUGAUGAAGAAGUGCACGAGCCUGGAGGAGAGCCGCAGCAUGACGCAGUGGGAACAGAGCAUCUCCUCCUGUCCUACCCGAAAUCUCACUGUGGAUGGGAGCUUCGGCCUCUGGUCUCCCUGGCUGCCCUGCUCGCACACGGAUGGUGGCGCCCUGGGAUCCUGCCUCUGCCGCUCCCGCUCCUGCGACAGCCCUGCCCCCCGGUGUGGCGGCUGGCCGUGCCAGGGGUCCAGCAUGGAGAUUACCAACUGCUCCAGGAACGGAGGCUGGACCCCCUGGACCUCGUGGUCGCCCUGCAGCACCACCUGUGGCAUCGGCUUCCAGGUGCGGCAGCGGUCCUGCAGCAACCCCACACCCCGGCACGGGGGCCGGGUGUGCGUGGGGCAGAACCGCGAGGAGAGAUACUGCAAUGAGCAUUUGCUGUGCCCCCCGCACAUGUUCUGGACUGGCUGGGGGCCUUGGGAACGCUGCACGGCCCAGUGCGGGGGUGGCAUUCAAGCUCGCCGCAGGACCUGUGAGAAUGGCCCCGACUGUGCGGGCUGCAACGUGGAGUACCAGCCCUGUAACACCAACGCGUGUCCGGAGCUGAAGAAGACCACACCCUGGACACCCUGGACCCCAGUCAACAUCUCAGACAACGGCGGCCACUACGAGCAGCGCUUCCGCUACACCUGCAAAGCCCGCCUGCCCGACCCGAACCUGCUGGAGGUCGGGCGGCAGAGGAUCGAGAUGCGUUACUGCUCCAGCGACGGGACCAGCGGCUGCUCCACGGAUGGGCUUUCUGGAGACUUCCUGCGUGCAGGGAGAUACUCUGCCCACACUGUCAAUGGGGCGUGGUCAGCCUGGACCUCCUGGUCCCAGUGCAGCCGGGACUGCAGUCGGGGCAUUCGGAACAGGAAGCGAGUGUGCAACAACCCGGAGCCCAAGUAUGGGGGACUGCCCUGCCUGGGCCCAUCGCUGGAAUACCAGGAAUGCAACAUAUUACCCUGCCCAGUGGAUGGUAUGUGGUCUUGCUGGUCAUCCUGGUCAAAGUGCUCAGCCACAUGUGGUGGAGGACACUACAUGCGGACCCGCUCAUGCACUAACCCAGCCCCAGCCUACGGAGGGGACAUCUGCCUGGGACUGCACACCGAAGAGGCACUGUGUAACACACAGCCCUGUCCAGAGAGCUGGUCGGAGUGGUCAGACUGGUCUGCGUGUGACACCUCAGGCAUCCAGAUCCGAGCUCGUCACUGCAUACUUCUGUUUCCUGUGGGCAGUCAGUGUUCCGGAAACACCACGGAGAGCCGGCCAUGCGUUUUUGACUCUAAUUUCAUCCCAGAAGUAUCGGUGGCAAGAUCCAGCAGUGUAGAAGAGAAAAGGUGUGGAGAGUUCAACAUGUUCCACAUGAUUGCCGUGGGGCUCAGCAGCUCCAUCCUCGGCUGCCUGCUCACUCUGCUUGUCUACACCUACUGCCAGCGGUACCAGCAGCAGUCCCACGACGCCACGGUCAUCCACCCCGUCUCUCCCGCGCCCCUCAAUACCAGCAUCACUAACCACAUCAACAAACUGGACAAGUAUGACUCGGUGGAGGCCAUCAAGGCAUUUAACAAGAACAACUUGAUCCUGGAGGAAAGAAACAAAUACUUCAACCCACAUCUCACUGGGAAGACCUAUUCCAAUGCCUACUUCACAGAUCUCAAUAAUUACGAUGAGUACUAAUAGCUCAUAUAGUUUUUGGCUUCUUGUAAAUCCCCUGUUUUGCGAAGCCUGUGCUACAUGACCGCCCAAGUUCCUGAGGCUUCAGAUAGGAUGCUUGGAUCAAGUUCAAGUGCAUUUCUAGCCAAGAUUGUCCCAUUGCUACCAAAAAUACGCUCCUUGUAAGCAACAACAACGAAAUCUAAGUGUAACUUGGUGAAAAUCUGGUCUACAACAAACCAUCGAAUGAGCGGCAGUGUGAAGUGUUUUCAUUUCUGUUUUCAUUUUUAAUUGGGUCCAUCGCCGUGCUCUAACAGAUUGGUUAUUUUCAUUACUUCGUUUUACAAAGGUACCACUCAAUUUUAGGAAUGAAAAGUCAUCUGCCCUUUGAGUACAAGUCUUCACGUGAUUUGAAUUUGACAAAACACGCACUUUACCCGAGAUGCCCCUCCCUCCACGCAGCUGCUAGCAUUUGCCCUCGUGAAGACCGUGGAUUCCGGCCAUGGGGAUGAUUCUCACCCAGGCCCUAGGACCCCGGGGCUUGUCUGACUUGCACCUCCUGCAGCCUGACCGUGGGCAUUCUGUGCAUCAUCACCCAGGAGUGAGCAGAUGGAGCCCAGGGAGCCCCACAUUUCCCAUCUACCUGCGCAGAAAUAUCUGGAACAUUUAGGGUACCGAUUUGAGAAAGUAUUGAAAGUACUGCACAGCAAUGAACAAUGACUGUUUAAAUGUCUUCUGUGGUAUUAUACCAAGUGUUGAAAGAUGUGAGACUGAGACGCAGGCCUCUUUCCUUUCUCUUCCACCUCCCUGGU